AUGGAUUCCUAUGGCAAUCGAUCCCUCCAUAGCUUGAUGGACACAGAAACCAUGACAGAACAACAAUCCCCCAACAUUCACCUUCGUGUCCAAACCCACAUAGAAACAAGUGAUCAAGAUCUUCAGUUCACUUCACCAAGGCCUUCCACUUCUGAUGGUACAACAAUGUUUCCUAUGGUGUCACCAACGAUGUCACCAACCCCUUGUCCUGAAUCACCAUGGACUCUUUCCCCUCUCCAAUCACCUUCCCCUUCAUUGCUUUACCAAUGCAUCGCCUCCCUCCACCGCCACGAAGGUAACAUCUACGCCAUCUCCACUUCCAAGGGCUUAAUCUUCACAGGCUCCAACAGCAGCAGGAUUCGUGUUUGGAAGCAGCCAGAUUGCAUGGACAGAGGGCACCUCAGAGCAAGCUAUGGCGAUGUCAGAGCCAUUCUGGCUUACAGCAACAUGCUUUUCUCCACACACAAGGACUACAAAAUCAGAAUAUGGAACUUCGCAGUCUCAGAAACCUUCAAAUCCAAGAAAGUCGGCACCCUCCCUAGAAAAACCUCUCUUCUUUCAUUUCACAAAUCAAAACACACACAGAAACACAGAGAUUCUGUUACCUGUUUGGCUUAUUACCACUCAGAAGGGCUAUUAUACUCUGGCUCUCAUGACAGAACAGUGAAAGCUUGGAGAGUCUCUGAUACAAAAUGUGUUGAUUCCUUCGUAGCACAUGAUGAUAACAUCAACUCAAUCUUGGUGAACCAAGAUGAUGGUUGUCUUUUCACUUGUUCCUCUGAUGGAUCAGUGAAAAUUUGGAGAAGGUUAUACACAGAAGACUCUCACACUCUCACAAUGACCUUAAAGUUCCAACCUUCCCCUGUUAAUGCUCUGGCUCUGAGCUCCUCAUUCAACCACUGCUUCCUCUAUUCAGGAUCUUCUGAUGGGAUGAUAAAUUUCUGGGAAAAGGAGAGAUUGUGCUACAGAUUCAACCAUGGAGGGUUCUUGCAGGGUCACCAUUUUGCGGUUCUUUGCUUAGCAGCCGUUGGGAACAUGGUUUUCAGUGGGUCAGAAGACACUACAAUAAGGGUGUGGAGAAGAGAAGAAGGGAGUUGCUACCAUGAGUGUUUGAAUGUUUUGGAGGGCCAUAGAGGGCCUGUGAAGUGCUUGUGUGCUUGUCUUGAGAUGGAGAAAGUGGUGAUGGGGUUCUUGGUGUAUAGUACUAGUUUGGAUCAAACUUUUAAGGUGUGGAGGAUUAAGGUUCUGGCAGAGGAAAAGGUGGGUUUUGAAGAGUGUCAUGGUGAUCAAGGUGGAGGUAGAGUGAAGGAUAGAGAGUACGAUAUGAGCCCGGUUUUGUCCCCUUCAUGGGUGGAGAAGAAGCUUCAAGGUAGCCACUUUCAGUGAGAACUGAACGACUUAGGGUAGGUUUGGAUAUCCAUUGACGACAGCCGUGAAAACGGACUUUACAAAAGGUGAACAAGCUUCUCCCGGUGGAUUGAGAUAAAAGUACUUCAACUUUAGUUUAACUUGUAUCCAAACAUGCACUUAUACGUCUUUUGCUCGUCAACCACCAUAUGCAUUUUCCAUUGUUGUU
Molecule: messenger RNA, 1576 nt
Organism: Lotus japonicus
Lineage: Eukaryota; Viridiplantae; Streptophyta; Magnoliopsida; Fabales; Fabaceae
Product: protein JINGUBANG-like
Exons: 2
Coding region: 1-1386 (461 amino acids)
Molecular function (GO): protein binding
Source: RefSeq, a predicted model, not a curated record